Molecule: messenger RNA, 1043 nt
Organism: Entelurus aequoreus (snake pipefish)
Lineage: Eukaryota; Metazoa; Chordata; Actinopteri; Syngnathiformes; Syngnathidae
Gene: psmg4
Product: proteasome (prosome, macropain) assembly chaperone 4
Exons: 3
Coding region: 301-675 (124 amino acids)
Biological process (GO): proteasome assembly
Source: RefSeq, a predicted model, not a curated record
CUGCCAGCCGGACUCCCCAGAAAUCGUGUGUGUUUGGCUUCGUUGUAAAGGAGCAUAUCUAAACAUACGUCACGCCAAUAUUUCCACAGCCGUUUUCAAGUUAAAGCCCGAAACGUCGUGUACAGUAUGAAUAAGUGCAAUGCAGUACAAAGACCAGUAGGGGGCGGGAAUUCACCUCAUAGAUGAGAUUCUCCCAAGCACCGGAUGCAUCGAUGGCUUUGACCUGCUUUUCUGUUCCCAACCCGGAAGCUGUUUCUGUAAUUUGUCGUCUCUGCCUACGUAAAUAAACAUUCGAGGAAAAUGAAUGAAGUACACAACGGUGAGAUUUUGAAUCCCAUUUCAGUUCACAAUUUUUCUGAGAGGAUCCUGGAGCAGACGGUCCACUUUCACAUCAUGAAGCUCAGCGGCGGCUUUUUCCUGUGGAUUGGUUCGAGCCCACUUUUGUCCAACUUGGCGGUUUCAAUGAGCAGCAAAUACGACUCCAUGCCAUUAUCGACAUUAGUGAUGGGGGACCCUUCCAACACUGCUCCAAAUUCUUUGGCACAGAGAUUAGCAAAGAAGACCAAAAAGCAAGUGUUCGUGAGUUACAGUCUUGCAGCGACAGACUCCAGCCUCUCUCUGCUUGUUGAAAACAGAAUAAAAAAGGAGCUUGAUCUUCAUCCGGAUAAAUUUUGAUCCAUAAGUAAGAUCUUCCACACAGUCUCAUUCAGUGAUUUUUUUUUUAUUGACAUAAUAAAUUAGGUGAUUUUUUUUAUUAUCAAAACAUGUAGGCCUAUGGCUUUUGUACAAAUGUAUCAUUAAAAAAAAUAACACUUACAAAACAGUAUUAGUGGCUGAGUAUUUUUUUUACAAACUAGCAAAUUGUACAGGUUGGUUAAAAUGUGAGUAAAUGCUGAAGAAAGAUGGUGGACCCUAAGACAAAAUGUUUUCUGUUACUAUGUAAUGUGCUUAUAUACUAUAUCUAACUAUAAGGUGGAUGUUUCACACAUUAUCAUUAAAAGGUACAUUGACACACCUGUAUGCAGUCCAAAGGGAUAUUUUGU